AUGUCCAAGAAGAUUUGGGGUGAAGGAGUCAAUGAACUGGUGAAAAAGCCCAAGUCUGAUAGAAAAUCCGCUACCAAGACUCCAAAGGGGGAAGCUGCUAACAGGAGUGCCGGAAGACCCAAAGCCAAACCACUGUUGGAGCCAUCAGCACUGCUGGCGGAGUUGCCGGAGUCUGGAAAGCAUGAUGAUGAUGACUUGGAUGAGGACGACAUGAAGAAGGGACUGACUUUAAUUGGAGAAUUGAAAAGGAAGGAAUUAGAGGGAAAGUGGAAGAUCUUACGACAUUCUGAAAUGGAACUGUUUGUGAAUCGUUCUUGCGGAGCAGAUUAA
Messenger RNA from Sphenostylis stenocarpa, 330 nucleotides. NCBI's taxonomy places the organism in Eukaryota, Viridiplantae, Streptophyta, Magnoliopsida, Fabales, Fabaceae. The record is from the annotation of a GenBank genome assembly.